Molecule: messenger RNA, 539 nt
Organism: Stereum hirsutum FP-91666 SS1
Lineage: Eukaryota; Fungi; Basidiomycota; Agaricomycetes; Russulales; Stereaceae
Exons: 3
Coding region: 94-453 (119 amino acids)
Source: RefSeq, a predicted model, not a curated record
CAGCCUCUCCGCUCAACAGCACUCCAACAUCGCGUCCUGGCUCAAACACCAACACCAUGUAGACGCCCACUCUUACCAGCCCAUCUACGAUUCAUGUCAUCCUCGCCGUCGUCGCCGUCGUCCACAAAGCAAACGUGGGUCGUGUACGCGCCAGACAAGACAGAGCCUGGUACACUGGAACGAAGACAGUCGGUGCGUUCGAAACAUUUGGAAAGGGUCGCGGAGUUUCAUGAUACGGGAUAUGUCAAACUGGGCGGUGCUAUGUUCAGUCCCGACUCUGUAACACCGGGCGCAACACAGAAGAAGAUGGUGGGCUCCGUCAUGUUCUUCCAGGCUGAUAGUAUUGAGGACGUGAAGAAGUCUGUGGAAAGUGAUAUUUAUUAUACUUCCGGUGUGUGGGACCCGGAGAAACUUGUUAUCCUGCCUUUCAACUCGGCCUUUCCGUGGCCAUGAAGGACUUUCAUGUUGCUCGAUGAUCAUGUCAUGGAAUUGUAUCGUGACCUCAGUGCACCCUCGCCACAGCAGACCUUCGGGCCACA